CUAAAAUAGCCCGUGCAUGAUAGGGGACUUUUAAAACGAUGCAUUUUACGUGCGUUUUGACCACACACUUGCAAUUUUGCCUUUCCCUCCCAAAAUUCUCCCUCCAAAUCCAAAAUAGCACUGAUAAACCAGCGGCUCCUCUGGCGAAUCCAAUCAGUCCUACAUGGCAUCAACCUCAGCUCCACGUGGCGGUGAUGUAGCCACAAAAAUGAGAAACGCGGCUUCAACGCUCGCCGACGGUAACCAGACGCUCCGUACAGAAAUGCUCAAGUCGUUGAUUAUGAUGAAGAAAAUGGCAGUUGAUUUCGAGAGUGAUCGUGAUUUUGCAAAGGUAAAGGAACUCGAAGAUGCGGUUGUUCAGUUACUUGAGACUUACGAAGACUGUGGAUAUCAGUCAGCAGCAAUUGAAUCAGUUGCAAACAAAUAUGAGCUUCGUUCUGACUCAGAGUUAACUGGUUUCAGGAAGUUGCUUCAGGCUGAGUUUAAGAAGAUUAAAUCUAGCUCAUCAACUGCUUUGCAGGAUCAUAUGCUUUUACGUCAGUUUAGAGAAGCUGUCUGGAAUGUUCACCACAGAGGGCAGCCAAUGCCAGGCGAAGAGCAGGAAGACAUUGUAAUGACAACUACCCAGUCAAACCUCUUGAAUAUGAAUUGUCCACUGACUGGAAAGCCUAUUAUCGAACUCGCAGAGCCAGUUCGCAGUGUGGAAUGCCAUCAUAUUUAUGAGAAAAAUGCGGUGAUGCAGCACAUAAAAACUACGAGAGGACAAGCAACAUGUUGCAUAGCAGGUUGCCCUAGGAUUCUGCAGGCAGCAAAAUUAAUCUGUGAUCCAUUAUUACUUGUUGAAAUUGACGAACUGCGAUCUUCGAAUAGACAAACUGCUAACGUAUUUGAGGAUUUCACUGACCUCAAUGAAGACGAUGACUGAUAAGAGUAUGAGCUAAAGAUUGCGUUGUACAUUUAUUUAUUUUCUUAUAGGAAAAAUAGCUAUAUUAUCUAGUUAGUAUUGUACAAACCUCUGGAGGAAAUGUAGGCAAGAAUGAGCCCUGAUGUCCAUUAUCUUGCAAGUUUUUCUGAUUCAGUUUUUUUAUCAACCAAUUCAACCGGCAGGUCAGUCCGGGUCAACUUGUUCAACUGGAUUUUUGGUUUUUGGGGUAAAUUGGACUGGACAACAGACCCAUUCAACCGGCUGGUCCGGUCCGGUUUUCUAAUGAGAGGUUUGAUCUUUAUGUCUA
Messenger RNA from Mercurialis annua (annual mercury), 1232 nucleotides. Its product is annotated as E3 SUMO-protein ligase MMS21. Gene Ontology annotation, biological process: double-strand break repair via homologous recombination; protein sumoylation. The transcript is spliced from 7 exons. Gene Ontology annotation, cellular component: Smc5-Smc6 complex; nucleus. Lineage: Eukaryota; Viridiplantae; Streptophyta; Magnoliopsida; Malpighiales; Euphorbiaceae. The record is from RefSeq and is a predicted model, not a curated record. The coding region runs from base 164 to 925 and encodes 253 amino acids. Gene Ontology annotation, molecular function: SUMO ligase activity; zinc ion binding.